Molecule: messenger RNA, 510 nt
Organism: Cladophialophora bantiana CBS 173.52
Lineage: Eukaryota; Fungi; Ascomycota; Eurotiomycetes; Chaetothyriales; Herpotrichiellaceae
Exons: 1
Coding region: 1-510 (169 amino acids)
Source: RefSeq, a predicted model, not a curated record
AUGGCUCUCCUUCAGCCUCAAAACAGAAUUCCAAUGCAAAGUGACCGGCAGGCAAGUUUGAGUGAAAACUCCGAGGAUUGGAGCAGGCAUGGGUCGAGCUCAACUCUGUCCGUGUCUACCAUCGGCUCCAAGGAUGAAAACACUUACAUCUGGAUUGUCAUGGUUGAAGUCGACGGAAGACACAAAUUACUGUGUAGAACACAGCUGGAUACAGGCCUCCUCCCGAGUUUGAUCAGCCUAUGGGCUGCACAUCGAGCAGAACAGUUAGGGUUGGCGACCAUCGAACCUCGUAACUUGGACCCAAUUGAAGGCCUUGUCAAGGGACCCAAGCUCUCCCUGCUGGGUGCGAUUAGGCUGAAGUUCUUCAUAGAUGGUAAACCUUACAGGCACACCUUUUUUGUGGUGGAUGACGAUAGAUACGAUAUGCUGCUGGGUGCCAAAUUUGCGAACAAAAGUGGACUGGCUGAGAAGAGGACGGGUUCAGCCGACUCCUUGCCCGGUCAUUUGUAA